GCCAUGCGCCAUCGGCCACAGCACGCGUGUCGGCCAGCUACCCUCGCCUCUAUUCCCGUCGCCAUGCGCGCGUCGCGUAAUCUCCUCCUAGUACCGCCCGAUAGCCCGACAGCACACCGCUCCCGCAGCGCGCACAGUCCGAGAUGAAAUCAAAUCAGCCGAGGCGCGUCGGCUCGCCACUCCCUCGUGUUCGCCCGUCGGCGCGCUGUCGCCCUCCCAAACGCCAUAACUCCCCCCAUAUGCCGCCCCUUCCCCCCCUCGUCCUCCGCCGUUCGCUCACCCUCCACCGUUUGCUCAUCUCCCCUUUCCGCCCUUUCUCCACGUCUUUCCGUCCUCGCCGCUUUACCACUCGAUGCCUCUCCGAGAGAUUCUCCCCUCAGCCGCCUUCCCCAACCGGCCGCUGACGGGGCGAUGAUACGCCGACUCCAGUGCCUCGACCCACCCUGGGGGCGACAACUUGCCGAAACUCUUGGAGACCAUUCUUGUUCGUUGACUGGAUGUGUUCACUGGUCCUGCUGCAGAUAGAGAGUACGGGCCUUCCUUGAGAGUCUAGGCGCGGGCCACGUAGUACCAGGAACAUCGGAGUAUACUCUAGUACGACGCAGUAGUACGGCUCGGAGCGUCGGGCCGUCCGGCAGAGGGGGGCGCGAAGGAAGGGUCCGGAGUGGGCGAUAGGGAAACCGCCGGACCGUUGGCGCAACCGCGGGACCAUUGGCGCAACCGCGGGACCAUUGGCGCAACCGCGACGUCCAGAAACCACAGAGGCCACUAUGGCGUCCCAUUUGCUGCUCGCGCCUCAAAUAUCGCCCCCUGCAUCCCUUGCUUCUCGCGCUGCAGCAGCUGCAGCACGCGCGUCCUCUCCCGACCCACGGCACCGUCGCACCAGCAGCGUGCGAUGCCGUCGCCCCGUGCUGCCGAGCUCGCGAGCUUUCGCACGGCCAGAGCUGAGCGGGCGACGGCGCGGCGAAAUCCGCCCUGGCUCUGAUCGGACGGCGGGGGUCGGUCGUGUGAGGGGCGGCGGUGGGCUAGCGGCGAGAUGCCUGAGGGAGGGCGCGGAGGGGGGAGAGGAGAGAGCUGACGUGGCGGAUGGGGGAAAGACUGCCCAGCUGGAAAAGUCGCCACUGGCGGACGAAUCCCUGGCUGCCACGUGUAUUAACACCAUUCGCAUGCUGGUGGUGGACGCGGUCAACAACGUCAACGCGGGCCACCCGGGGUCCGCCAUGGGCCUGGCGCCACUUGGCGCGCUGCUAUUCGCCGAGGAGAUGCACUUUGACCCCGCCGACCCCGCGUGGCCCAAUAGGGAUCGGUUUAUCCUGAGCAACGGCCACGUGUGCCUGCUGCAGUACUGCCUGCUGCACCUCACGGGGUAUAACAUCCAGAUGGAGGAUCUUAAACAGCUGGCGAAGCUGGGCAGCAAGACGCCGGGGCACCCCGAAAACACGCUCACGCCGGGCAUAGAGGUCACCACGGGCCCCCUGGGGCAGGGCUUUGCCAAUGCGGUGGGGAUGGCGGCUGCAGAGGCGCAUCUGGCUGCUCGGCUGAACACAGCUGACUUCCCCGACCUCAUUGACCACCACACGUUCGUUUUAUUCGGCGACGGGUGUGCGAUGGAGGGCGUGGUGCAGGAAGCAGCGUCGCUGGCGGGCCACUGGGGGCUGGGCAAGCUGAUCGCCUUCUAUGACUCCAACCAGGUCACCAUUGACGGCAGCACCUCCCUCGCUUUGUCCGAGGACGUGAUCGGCCGGUUAGCCGCGCUGAGGUGGCACGUGCAGCGAGUCACGGUGCGCGACGCUGCUGACCUGGACGCGAUCCGUGCAGCGAUAAGGGAAGCCAAGAGGGAGACACAGCGGCCGUCGCUGAUUCAAGUGGACACCGUCAUCGGGUUCGGGUCGCCCAAGAGGCAGGGCACCAGUGCGGCUCAUCACGGGGCGUUCGGCGAGGAAGAGACUAAGGCAAUAAGAAAGGCGCUCCACUGGCCUUACAGCGAGCCGUUCACUGUACCCGACAAGGUGUACCAAGCCAUGCACCUGGCUGCUGCACGCGGCCAAUCGGCAGCUGCUAGCUGGAGGGACCAGGCGGCGCACUACCGCCAGUGCCACCCAGACUGGGCGGCUCUUUUGGACGCACUCACGGUGCCUGGGCGGCUGCCAGCUGGCUGGGAGGAUUCUUUACCGUCCUUCUCCCCUUCCACGCCGCCCGACGCCACGAGGGGAUACUCCGAGGCGUGCCUCAAUGCGCUCGUGCACUCUCUGCCUAACCUUCUGGGCGGCAGCGCUGACCUGGCGUCCUCCAACAAGGUGGCGUUCCACGGGCUGCCGGACUUCUCCCGGGGCUGCUUUGAGGGCAGAAAUUUCCACUAUGGCGUUAGGGAGCAUGGCAUGGCCGCCAUAAGUAACGGGCUCGCCCUGCACUCACGGGCGCUCAUCCCAGUGGCCGCCACCUUUCUCGUCUUUUCCGACUACAUGCGGCCGGCUCUGCGCCUCGCCGCCCUCUCCGCCGCCCGGGUGCUCUUUGUCUUCACGCACGACUCCAUUGGGCUGGGGGAGGACGGCCCCACGCAUCAGCCAGUGGAGCACCUCCCCUCGCUCCGAGCCAUCCCCAACCUCCACGUCAUCCGCCCGGGCAACGCCACGGAGACAGCUGGCGCCUACGUGGCGGCAGUGCGGCGCAGCGUGGGGCCCACGGCGAUCUUGCUGUCGCGUCAGAAACUGACAGCUCAGCUUGAGGGGUCUAGCAGGGAGGGGGUGCUACGAGGGGGGGGGGGAGGAGGAGGAGGUGGUGGAUUGGAUUUGAUUUUGAUUGCAUCGGGGUCUGAGCUGGUGCUCUGCCAGGAAGCUGCUGAGAAGCUUCGUCUGGAAGGGUACAGGGUGCGGGUCGUGUCGCUGGUCUGCUGGGAGCUCUUCCAGCAGCAACCUCAGGAGUACCGAGAUGCUGUGCUGCCGCCACAUGUCACCAAGCGAUUGGCUGUUGAGGCUGCGCGUUCCCAGGGCUGGUGCGAGUGGGUGGGACCGCAGGGCUCUGUCCUCUCUGUUGAGCGAUUCGGUGCCAGCGGCCACUACCUCGAGGUGUUCCACAAGUUCGGAUUCACUGUAGAGAAUAUUGUGGAGCAGGCUUAUAAGCUGUUAGGGAAGAGUUAAGUAGAAAGGCUACGUAGGGUAGGGAAGUCCUAGUAGGGUCAACAACGGUGCUUGGAAGGACAGUUUAAGGCGGUGCAUAGCUCUGCCGAUGGUGAAGCAUGUUUUUGAAUAACGGAUGUGAAUAGAUUGUGGAAGCUCCC
Molecule: messenger RNA, 3277 nt
Organism: Closterium sp. NIES-67
Lineage: Eukaryota; Viridiplantae; Streptophyta; Zygnematophyceae; Desmidiales; Closteriaceae
Source: the annotation of a GenBank genome assembly